Molecule: messenger RNA, 429 nt
Organism: Aspergillus clavatus NRRL 1
Lineage: Eukaryota; Fungi; Ascomycota; Eurotiomycetes; Eurotiales; Aspergillaceae
Gene: nctB
Product: negative cofactor 2 transcription regulator complex subunit NCB2
Exons: 4
Coding region: 1-429 (142 amino acids)
Biological process (GO): negative regulation of transcription by RNA polymerase II; RNA polymerase II preinitiation complex assembly; chromatin remodeling
Cellular component (GO): negative cofactor 2 complex
Molecular function (GO): general transcription initiation factor activity; TBP-class protein binding; core promoter sequence-specific DNA binding
Source: RefSeq, a predicted model, not a curated record
AUGUCUGAUAGAGAGUUCGGCUCAAACGACGACCUGUCGCUUCCCAAAGCAACGGUCCAGAAGAUCAUCACUGAGAUCCUACCACCUUCCUCCGGCCAAACGUUCUCCAAGGAUGCGCGAGAUCUGCUCAUGGAAUGCUGUGUCGAAUUCAUCACAUUGAUUUCUUCCGAGGCCAAUGACAUCAGCGAGAAAGAAGCGAAGAAGACAAUCGCUUGUGAACAUGUGGAGCGGGCUCUGCGUGAUCUUGGAUUCGGCGAUUACAUCCCCGAUGUGCUUGCGGUUGCAGAGGAACACAAAGAACAGCUGAAGUCCCGAGAAAAGAAGCAAAGUAAGAUGGAGCAGAGCGGGCUGACCGAGGAAGAACUCCUGCGGCAGCAGCAGGAGCUAUUUCGCUCGGCCACGGAGAAGUAUAAUGCUGCUCCAGAAUGA